Messenger RNA from Labeo rohita (rohu), 2091 nucleotides. Its product is annotated as zona pellucida sperm-binding protein 3-like. The record is from RefSeq and is a predicted model, not a curated record. The coding region runs from base 83 to 1906 and encodes 607 amino acids. Lineage: Eukaryota; Metazoa; Chordata; Actinopteri; Cypriniformes; Cyprinidae. Gene Ontology annotation, molecular function: acrosin binding. Gene Ontology annotation, biological process: positive regulation of acrosome reaction; binding of sperm to zona pellucida; egg coat formation. The transcript is spliced from 10 exons. Gene Ontology annotation, cellular component: extracellular matrix.
UUUAUUUAAAGGAGCGGAAGUGGACCAAAAGUUUGCUAGGUGAUGCAGGGUUAUAGCUUGCAAAUUUGGUUCUCUAAUUUUAAUGAGAACGAUGACAGAAAGUUUAAUCUUGUAUCUUCUAAUCCUUAUUUUGACAGUAGAGUUUAGUUAUGUGAGGGCAUCUCCACUAAACUCUGACCCCCGUAUACCCUAUCCAUCCGAUCGGUCGCAGAUGAGUAAACCUUUCCAAAUUAAGCAGCCCUCGAAUCAAAUGAAAGCGUCACCCGGCAGACAGGUCACACGUGUCAAAACCGUAGCCGUGAUUUGUCACGAGAAUUACAUGGAGAUUGCGAUUAAGGCUGACCUCUUUGAUGUUGGCCUACCUGUAGAUGCUUCAGAGCUGCGGCUUGGCGCUGACAGUCAAUUCAUUCCUUCUUGUAAAGUGACCGCGUUAUCCACUAACGAGUACAUCAUAGCAGCUGAACUCACCGACUGUGGCACUCAGCAUUGGAUUACAGAUGACUCUCUUAUAUACACCAACCUCCUUAUCUUCACUCCACAACCCUCUCCAGAUGGAGUGGUUCGCCUUGAGCAGGCAGUAGUUCCCAUUGAAUGUUAUUACAGCAGAAAGUUUGAUGUUACCAGUAACCCCAUCAGACCAACAUGGAUUCCUUAUGGUUCAACUCAAUCUGCAGUGGAGGAGUUAGAGUUUUCACUAAAGUUAAUGACAAGUGAUUGGCGCUCUGAACGGGCCUCUUCUGUGUACUUCCUGGGUGACAUCAUAAACAUAGAAGCCUCAGUUCGUCUGGGACAUCAUGUUAACCUCCGCAUAUAUUUUGAGAGCUGUGUUGCUACAGUGACUCCAGAUAUUAAAUCUGUCCCCAGAUACACGUUUAUUGAGAAUCAUGGUUGUCUGAUGGAUGGACAGACAACAGGCUCAAAGUCUCGUUUCUUGCCCAGAAUCCAGAAUGACAAACUCCAACUACAACUGGAUGCAUUCAAAUUCCACCAAGAGACCAGGCCAGAGAUGUACAUCACUUGUACUCUUCAAGCUUACCCUGUAAUGGAUGUAGUUAACCCAUUUCAUAAAGCAUGCUCCUUUAUCAGUGGAAGCUGGAAGGCUGCAGAUGGAAGUGACUGGGCUUGUUACAGCUGCCAAGCAACAAAAGAUUAUGCACCAUCCUUCCGUUCUACACUGCAGCAAACUGAGCCACCUUCUCCCAGACAAGACCAAACCUCAUCUUCCCAAAGGCCUAACAAAUUUCAGCCCAGGAUUCAAGAGGGUUCUGGAAGUUCCUUCAAUUCCUUUCUAACAGCAAAUGAGCCUGUUCCCUCCUGGAGGAACAUAAUUCUCCCACAAGAGGAGGAUGAGGGAAUUGUUUCAGUGGAACGGGAACAGGAGAAAACAGUGGGUCCACUGGCCAUCUUUCCAAAGAAAAGCAAAAUGGGGUUUCUGGCUCCUCCCAGAGUGAAGCAGGGUGUUCCUCCGGUCCCUUCUCUCAGUAAAGAUAAGAAACCGAUGCCUCAUAGUAGCCUGUGGAAGAAUGGUGUUUCUGCUGAGAUGGAUCAAGAGGGUGCUAUAACUCCUCUACCCUCAUUGGAACCCACUGAGGAAGUUAUUAUCAUGGAAAGUGAACCAGAAUCCAAGAAACUGGAGGAGGUGGACGAUGAAUAUGACGAUGCUGAUGAUAAAGAAGACUAUGAUGGUGGAGAUGAAGACCAUGGCUAUGAAGAGGAAAAAGGAAAGGCAAAAGAGGCUAAUCAAAGCGUGUGGAAGACUAGACUCUUGCCAGAAGAAGAUUUGAAAGAACUCUUCACAACUCAAACCUCUAACAGUGAGGAAGACUCUGGACUGCAUACAUUAGAUACAAGCCCUUCCCUACCAGAGGAAGAGGGGAUUACAUAUCACCCUUCUAAAGAUUCCUGAACUUUUAUUUUUUAUUUUUUUUUUUUUAUUUUUUUUUUUUGAAUGCUGACACAGAUCAAGCAAUCUUGCUGAGUUGGAGGAGAACCUUGUUUGUGAAGCACACAAGCUGGAACCAGGGCUUAAAAGCUUUCACUCGUUGCACUAAUUAAAUGGUUUCAUAAAUUAAACAUUUUUCCUUGUCUUCA